AUGGCGUCACCUUCUUCGCUGUCUCUUGCCACCGUCUCACGUAGAGGAUCGAGAUCUCCGAGCAAAAAGGCCCUGAUGAAUCCGAGUUUUACUGACCUUCCAUCAGACCUGUUACGUAUGAUAAUGUCUCAUCUUGUCUUAGAAGACAACAUCCGUGCAUCUGCGGCUUGUAAGUCAUGGUGUGAAGCUGCUGUAUCUGUCCGUAUAGUAGAAAAGCAUCCUUGGCUUAUGUGUUUUCGUAAACGUGGCAACUUGGUUGAACUCCGCGAUCCAUUACAGUGGAAUUUGUACACUUUGACUCUGCCAGAGUUAGCUGAAUCCACUAUGUGUUACUCGAGAGACGGCUGGUGGUUACUUAUGGAUAAAAUUGGAUCGAAAGGUUUAUCCGGCAAAUCCAUUUGUCCCACACGGACCGCAGUUAGACCGUACUGCAUUAUCAAAUCGUUUGUCCUGCACUACUAA
This is a messenger RNA of Camelina sativa (false flax), 462 nucleotides long. The record is from RefSeq and is a predicted model, not a curated record. NCBI's taxonomy places the organism in Eukaryota, Viridiplantae, Streptophyta, Magnoliopsida, Brassicales, Brassicaceae.